ACUUUUACAGAUAUUGGCGCAGAUACUUGAAAAGUGGACAGGAAAGAUACCAGUUCCUGUUUCAGCUUGGCGCGCUGUUCUCUGGCUGUUAACCUUAGUGACGAGAGGAUCAGUAAGGAUCUUGAGAUGGUUUGAUGCAGUUUCAUUACACUGCUUGAUUGAGGAUCUAGACUGGCUAAUGGAGAUGAGGCUGGUUGGAAUUGCCAUUCUCCUUGGGAUGGCAGAUGUUCUCCAUGCUUUUGCAAUCAUGGAGAAGGAAGAUGUAUUCAGGAAAACACCCUGCCCGGCCUUCCUGAUGUUUGACAAUGCUGCCUACUUGGCUGACAUGAGUUUUGAGCUCCCUUGUAAGUGCAAGCCAGAGGAGGUCACCUCAGUAGUGUGGUACUUCCAGAAGAGCAGGGGCAGCCAGCAGACCAAGGUCUUAACAGACUUUGAUGGAACCAUGUUCUUGGACUCAGGCCACAUCCGCAUGGGCAGCCACAUGCUGAAGCGCUUCAGCAUUAGGAUGUUCUCCUCAUCAGUCUUCCGGGCCCAGGUGGAGGAUUCAGGCCACUAUCUCUGUAGUACCAAGGAAGGGGACUUCUUCUAUGGCUAUGAUGUGGAUGUGCAGCCCUCCAAGGCCAUCACUGUGGCCUUUGAGGACAGGAACCAGCACCCACAGAAGGAUUAUACAGAGAGGCAUUUCAGCGUGUUCACCACCUUCUGGGACUGGACCAAGUGUGACCGCUGUGGGGUGAGAGGCGAGCAACGGAGAAUUGGCCUCUGCUACGUGAAAAGCGCCUACCUCUACCCCAGGUACCGUACAGUCCCGACAGGCGUGGUGUCCUGUGGCUCAAGAUCUGUCCCCGGGCGCUUCCAGGGCACCAUCCGUCUCAGGAAACCUGAGGUUAUCAUCCGAAGCUGCCUGAUGCCUUGUGUAAAGAGAAAGGACCCUGAGGAAGGAGUGCUGUCCAUCUCCAAUCUCAUUGCAAAGGUUAGCCAGAAACCCUGGCUGCCCAAAGUCCCCAUUCAGUUCCACAAGCAGUACCUUGGCAGUGGUCUGAUAAUUGCUUGCCCCGGGGCCAGGCCAGAGCAUGCAGUGGCGUGGGACAAAGAUUCGACUCGACUGAACCGCACCAGCUUCCUCACUGGGGUCAACAAAAGCAUGCGGGUCUUCAUUGACCAUGGCAACCACCUGCACAUUCGAUUUACCCAGCUGGAUGACAGGGGCACUUACUACUGCUGGCGUGAGGGGCAAAUGGUUGCUGGCUUCCGGCUUUCCGUGGGGUUCCAAGGUGACCAUAAGCGAACCCUUGAUGACCCUGAGACGAGAUAUGCCAUCAAGGCCAUCCUCACAAGCUAUGUCUCUCAUCACCAUGGUGUUUCGUCGGCAUCCACGUCAGCCGCUCUGCUGUUAGCGUUCAGAUGCACUCCCAUGGGGUAGCCUCACUGACGAGUGCUGGCUGCAGGCAAGGGAAAUUAUUUCUCUUGUUUGUUUGUGAUUAUGUCUUGGAACAUUUUUGCUUGGGCUAUUGGGAAUUUUUCUAAUGCACGUUAGCAAUAAAUGCAAGCAAAAUGCU
Molecule: messenger RNA, 1559 nt
Organism: Dermochelys coriacea (leatherback sea turtle)
Lineage: Eukaryota; Metazoa; Chordata; Testudines; Dermochelyidae
Gene: FAM187A
Product: family with sequence similarity 187 member A
Source: RefSeq, a predicted model, not a curated record